Molecule: messenger RNA, 1865 nt
Organism: Leptidea sinapis
Lineage: Eukaryota; Metazoa; Arthropoda; Insecta; Lepidoptera; Pieridae
Exons: 8
Coding region: 41-1660 (539 amino acids)
Source: RefSeq, a predicted model, not a curated record
GUCAGAAACGCAGGCUUUUUGGGUGUCAAAACUAUGAGUAAUGUUAAACUUUACAAAAUUAAUUAUAACGCUAUAUUUGCAAUUAGUGUUAAAAUCAGUUGUGCAAACUACAAAUUAUUGCGAGCCUCAACUAUGUGGGAACAGCAAAUCUCAUACUAUGUGCAUUUACAAAUCAGAAACUCCUGCCCAGAGUUGUGUGAAAUAUGAAAAAAUAAUUAAAAGCGUAGAAGAUAAACAAGCAAUAUUAAAUAAAAUAAACAACAGACGAAAUAAGGUUGCGUCAGGUGAUAUACGCUCCUUGCCACCAGCAGCAAAUAUGAUGAAAGUGGAGUGGAAUGAAGAAUUAGAAUUAUUUGCUCAGCGUUGGGCUGAUCAAUGCGUGAAACACCCAGCGGAUUUGGACACUUGCAGGGACACAGAAACAGCAGCAGUUGGACAGAAUAUAGCUACGGUAUAUGGAGAGUCGCCAGGCCUCAAUCCAUUCACGUUGGUCGAUUUGUGGUAUAUGGAGCUAUUCAAUGCAAAUACAUCUAUAAUAGCAGGAUAUCGAAGGUCCUCGAUGAGUUCUGAACAUUAUAACUUCUUUACACAACUAGUGUGGGCUGAAACAAGUCAAGUUGGAUGUGGAGGAGUGAAAUUUCAGGAAGUUAUAGACGAUAAUUCGAACAGAAAGAGAACAGUCUAUAGAUUGGUUUGUAAUUUCUUACCCAGUGGUAAUAUUGUGGGACAACCUGUUUACAAAGAAGGAGAUCCCUGCAAUCAAUGCCCCGAGUAUUCAAGCUGUGAUGUAGAUUUCACACAUCUUUGCAGUCUGGUUCGAGCUUCUAAAUUUAGCACAACAUUAAAUUUUGGAAAGUUUACCAGCGAACAUACAAGCAAAAUUGAAUCUGAUGAGAAGACAGCUGAAAAUAAACGUAAUGUGAAGGAAAAUGAUCAUAUUAAUAAUGAUUCUAUAACAGAAAUCCAAGACGCUGGAAAUGAAACGUCAUUUGAUUAUUUCUCGCAUCUUUUUGACUAUAACAAAGUAACAGAAUUACUUGAUAAGCCAAUUACUUCUUCUUGUAAAGGUAUUUUUGCAGUCGAUGAGUUAAUAAAGUUACUAAAGAAAAACUUAGUGACGGAUAACUCAUUUAAAGAAAUGUUACUUUCAACAAAAUCAACCCUGAGCGAGAGUAAAUUCUCUGACUCUAAAGUCGAUGCCAUAGUUAGUCGAAUUUACAGCAAAAAAACAACGCCUUUAUCGACAAAAGCAACAGAGAGUGAUGUAGUUAACUCCACUUUAUUGGCAGAUUUAGUCGAAGCCGUCAUAUUUCGGAACCGUGAUAAAAUUUCUACAAUGGCUGAAGAUACUAUGGAUACACAAAUGCCGUCUGAUGUUAGUCCUGUUAGAGUGCGAGCAGAAUUAGGUGAAGUUCAACGUAAUCUUGAGUUCACAGGUCAUUAUUUUUUUCCUGAAGAUGAAGAUCAUACUACAGAAACAAUAGACACGGCCUAUUACGACACUUCUGAUUUGCCAAUUUCGGAUAUCGUAUUAGAAAUAGAAGCAUUAAAGCGAAAUCCGGCAACAAAGGACUUUAUAGAAGAAAUUUUAGAUACAGAUUUAAUUUCAGAAAGUCCCACAAAAAGCAGUAUUGUUCUAAAUGACAACGGAUAUGGUUAAAAAUAAGUACGCCAUUUUAACAGUGAGCGAUACACACGUCAUGAAAUUAAUAUUUUUUUCAGGAUAUAUUGAUUUAAAAAAGCAAAAAUCUCCGAUUUCCACACGUGUGUGUUCUCAACUCAGAUCAAAGAGAGAAAGUCCUUUUAAUAAAAACAUGACAUAUAAUAAAAAAAGAAGCCUAUGUGAUGAUCGCGAAGUGUUAACA